UCUUGUUUUGACAUGUUGACAUUUGAUGUUUUGGUCCUUUUGGGUGGCGAUUACCACAAUUGCAAGAACAUUUAUCUAGCGAUUUUUAUCUGCGAAAUUGUAUAAUUUUUCUACAUUAGUGUGAUGUUGCGUAGUAUGUUCCGAUUGGCCUACAACAAACAAAAAACACUCAGCCGUUAUUACGCCAGGAAGACAUGCAAUCCUGGAAUUGAUAGGCGAACCGCUCUUUUACCUGAAGACGUAAAUCCCACGGAAUACGAGAAUUUUGAAGACAGUGAGGCUGAUUUCCAUCAAGUGCAUAAGAGCCACAAACAAUUCCAAGCAGAACAGGCACAGUACCGUGAUCGGUUACAGACGUGGAUCGUUGGAAAUAAGUAUUUCAAGUCGAAACAAUUGAACUUCCUCACCUGGUCUGAGAAGGAACAGAUACGGUAUCUGCAUAGUUUCGAUCCGGAAGAAUGGAACAUUGACAAACUGACGGAAAGCUUCCCCGCAGACAGGUACACGAUAGGUAAAAUAGUAAAGACAAAGUGGCAACCGAAGGACGGGAAACGUAUCGAACGGCACGAUGCGGUAGUGGAAGAAAACUGGCAAAUGUUUCGAAGUGGCCGCAUCAGAAACAUUGAUCCUGCAUUUGCGCAGCAUUUGAUCAAAUUUAUGCAGCGUAACAUUGAAAAGGUGCACGAACAACGGAACAUGCCGGAAUCUAAAGCAUUGUACGAAAUCAGACCAUUGCCAGAGGGAAAGUUUAGUGCUAUAGUUUCAAGCUGUAAAAAAUAUCAAUCGAUGAAAAAGCACAAUGAAUCCCAACAACCGCGCUUGGGGGAGAACAAUGAUCAGUCAGAGAGAUCACAUCAUCCUCAACCGCAAAUAACGCAGCGUGCUCCCGAACAAGACAGUUUUCUGAUGGGAAAUGUGACCAAUACUCAGCACGCAACAUUGGCAGAAAUCAAAAGUCGAUGGGAUCCAUCGUUAACAGAUGAUCGCAAAUCUAGCGAAGAUAAUCUAGAACUAGAUUUAGGAACAGGUAUUUUACAUAAGCUGGAAAACAAUCACAAAAAGUAUGAAAAGGUUGCGCUUGCCGAUUCUGUGUACGAUUCGCGUAAUGAAAAGCAAGACUGUAUUAAAGAAGUUAUUAAGAUUCCUAAAAAGCUGUAUAAAAAGGGAGCAACGUACCAAAUAGGCGAUUGUUUCUACGAUGACGAUGGAGAGUUCCUAUAUCGAGUGCCUGGUAUGACAAGCAUUACAAAGCAGAAAAUAAAUGUUUAGGGAAAAUAAAUCAAUACAUGUGAAUUGUG
This is a messenger RNA of Anopheles funestus (African malaria mosquito), 1298 nucleotides long. RefSeq lists its product as uncharacterized. The transcript has a single exon. The record is from RefSeq and is a predicted model, not a curated record. Lineage: Eukaryota; Metazoa; Arthropoda; Insecta; Diptera; Culicidae. The coding region runs from base 124 to 1269 and encodes 381 amino acids. Gene Ontology annotation, cellular component: nucleus.